CCCUACCCCUAAGCAUCAAAACAAAGCUUAUCACUGCAGCAACUUGCACGUCGCAGUAUUAUGUUAGACUUUAGACCUCACGUUUAUAUCAUAACAAGCUUCGGGCUUCGCUCGUAGGGGAAAAGAAGAAAAAAAACAAAGCCCCUGUAUCGAAAUUCCAACAGCGUGUGUGAAUUGUGAACUCCGACAUUUGCCAUUUUGAUAAUAAACUUUCCUCUUGCGACGCGACAAGUGUCAGACAAGACGACGACAACCGCAAAACAUCAUGAAUCUCAACCCUACCCUUUUGCCUUCGACAAGAAAUUCGAUCAAGCUAAUAAUUCGUUAUGUCGGAGUCGAGCGAUAACGAUAUUAUGUACGAGGGCCUGGCCCAACAUCAGGAUGAGCUCCUGCACCUGUGGCACGGAGCCGACGAACUCGAAUUGCAGUUCGAUGCGAGCUCAUCGAUACUUGAAGGCCACGUCACGAAGCUACGUAGCUGUCAAGACAGAUUGUUUAUAAAAACAACCAGUGGGACUUUGUACUAUGGUGACACUGUCCAAGCACAAGAAAAUGACAAAAGAUUUUUGGAGCUGAAGAAAAGUCAGUUUAACGUGAUCGAUUUGGCCACUAACAGCAAGCACUUGUUUCUAGUUCUAAACAAUGGUAGUGCAGUGACAGUUGAACCUAGAAGUUUAAAAGUAGUUGAUACUGUCGUUAUUAAAGAUGAUGUAAAAUACUGCAUUCAUGGAUACAAACAAGACAACGAAGCAGAAAAGAUAGUUGCCAUAGCAGUCAAUGAUAAUGCAUCUCUAUUUUUAACAGAUAAUGGUCAGUUAUGGGUCACAGGUGAUCAUCCUCAGAUUGACAUUCAAUCUCAGGUGCCCAAAAAAGUAAAUUUUUUUGAUGGAAGAGUCAUUUCAGAUAUUGCUUGUGGCUCAAGUUUUUAUGUAGUUCUAGUUAGAAAAGUACCCAGAUCUUCAUUAGCUCACAAAGACGAUGCUGAUAGCAAUAAUGAAUCAGAUGAAGUAUUUGUCAGGUCGUGUUCUCAGUGCCUGAACAAUCUGUUGCCUAGUCCAUUAAGCCUUAAUUUGUCAGGAUCAGGUACAACAAAAGCUCAGAAUAUAUCACUCACAAAAGAAGUUAAAUCUUUUGAUUCUAAUACAAGUAAGGAUGACGUUUUUCGCACAGUCGAAAAAGAAAAACCUACUAAAAAGUCCAUCGAUUCGACGAUUGAUAGUGAAAUUAAUGACGAGGAACCAACGGAGCCCGACAAAGAUCCCAAACGAAAUGUAAUUCUUAUUAAUACGGAAGCAGCUAAGCACUUUUUCACUCGGCAAUUGUCCUGGGUUUCGACAUACAGUGGCGGUGGCAGCAAAGACGAUGCAUCCUGCACAGACAACGUUAAUAACGACAAUCCCGCGGCCAGUCUGAUCAAGCAAAACGUCUCAAGUGUGGCGAAUCUCGUCUACGAGGGUGUGAAAACGGUCGGCGACAAAGUAGCUACGCUGUCGAGGCACGUGAGUGGCAGCUCGGAUCCCAACGAGAUCGCGCGGCCCGACGCGGACGACGAAAAUUUCGAAGAGCUGGAAAUAGACGAGUUGUACCCAAAGAAGAGCUGCUUAGCCGUUGCUACGACUCCGGGUAGCCUCAACAGUUCCACUUCGUCGGAGCACGAUCUUCUCCUGCAGUAUCAGCGAUGUCCAUCGGAGCGCAUCAAUCUUUUGGUACGAUCCGGCAGCAGUGCUCUCAAUACGGAGCUCUGGACUUGGGGUGACACCAAGUACGGACAACUCGGUGGUAACGAUGCAGCAACGACGACGAGGCAGAGGCCAAGACAAGUCACGAUGCUCAAUCACUGCGGCGUCAAGAAGAUCGCCUGUGGCGACAAUCAUACCUUGGCCAUGACUCUGGACGGCCGAGUCUUUACAUGGGGUAGGAACAAUUACAUGCAGGUUGCCGAUUGCUCGCAGCUCGAUCAGAAAACGCCACAAAUCUUCGCCUCGAACUUCGUAAACCACCUGUCGCAUAACGAGCGAGCUAUGGAUAUCGCUGCCGGAAACGAUUACAGCCUCGUUAUGAUGGGCCAAAAAAUCAUUCUCAUGGGAAAGCAAAGGUCUUCCGGUGUCAUGUCAACGUUAGAGAUCCCAAAUAUAAAGGACGAUCACAAAUUGGUCGGCAUCUUUUGCAGUCAAGAUUACAAAUGCUGCACGUCAGUGCUAACAUCCCCAAUAAGCCGGUCGAUCGUUUCCUGCCUCGAUGAAUCACUCAUAGAGGCACAAGUUUAUUUAACCGAGACACUGCUGACACAACAACACCUCGUCGCGCAGUUGCAAAAAAAAAUCGCGAGCGUGCCUACGCUGCGCGAAUUCGCUAGUGCCUUCGACGAGCUUUGUCGGUACCAUCGCGAAUUGCUUAGCUUUAUCGCACUCCACGCUCAAGAGCUGACAUAUUUUCACGAGCAGGCGAUACUUAAUAGCCUCGAUACCGAUCACUAUCCCCGGCUAGUGAUUGUGGCUAACGUGGAAGAAUGCGUUGCUGUUUACAAGGCCUAUCUGCAAGCUCUGUGCGACCUCACAGCCAUCUCCGGUUUGUCUCAAAUCGCCAAGGUCAUCGACGUUUUACCCACACUUUUGAAGCAUUUUCAGGACAAGCUCAAGUGCGAUGUGAAUAGCGAUAUUACGAACGAGGCUCUAGUAGUUUUUGCCUUGCAUCUACCUCUGCUGCAAGCUAGCAGGUACGCUAUAUUCAUUAAAAAUCUCAUAACGAACGAUUUAGUAUCAGAAAAGGAUCAACUACAAAACGCUAUGAACAAGUGGGAAUCUUUGUCAAAGUUGCAGACCAAACGAAUACAAGAAGCUGAAGCAACGAAAUGCUUUUGGGAAGGUCCUGGAAAAAUAAUCGAACAAUUGAGGUCAUUGGACAGGAGAAUGAUUCGAGAAUCGCGAACUCACUCUAUUUCCCUAUACAAUGCCGGUCGUUUUUCUUCUCACCGCUUUAUACUUUUGAACGAUGUAUUUGUACAUAUAACGGGUGGAUCUUACGUUGCGCAUCUAUUAUCUUUAUUGUGGGUUGAACUUUUGCAGGAUUCGGAUCAGUAUCAGAAUGCCAUGUCCAUCACAACACCUGAAGAGAAUUUCGUAUUGUAUACCCCGACAGCUGCCGAUCGAAGCGAUUGGUUUCACGCUUUUCAAUCUGUAAUCAAAGCUAAUCUUCGACGAAAUCCUAGUCAUAGUGCGCCACAAAUUCGCAGCGGUUUUUAUUCAUUUAGCAAGAAUUCGACGUACAAGGAUGCAAGUUACACGGGACAAUGGUUGAACGGUAAACCUCACGGAACUGGUAAACUUGAGUGGUUUGACAAUAAAAUGUAUGUAGGACAAUUUUAUAAAGGUGCAAUACAGGGUAUUGGCCGUAUGGAAAUGCCCACCCAAGGAGUCUAUGAAGGUCAGUGGAAAGAUGGUCUGCAAAACGGAUACGGCGUUAUGAAUUUCAUAAACGGCGAUGUGUAUGAGGGGUAUUUUAAAGACGGACUUCCUCACGGACACGGAGUUAAAAAAGAAGGUCAUUUUAUGGCCUCUGCAGCUUCCAUUUACAUUGGUGAAUGGUCCUGUGGAGUUAAACAAGGAUAUGGAGUCAUGGAUGAUAUAAAAACUGGAGAAAAAUAUUUAGGUUCUUGGUAUAAUAAUACCAAACAUGGUAAUGGACUCAUUGUUACUCUAGAUGGCAUUUAUUAUGAGGGAGCAUUUGUUCAAGAUGUCUUUCAGGGACACGGUAUUAUGGUUUUGGAAGAUGGAAUGCAUUACGAGGGAGAAUUCAAGUCUGUCGGUAUUUUUGGCGGUAAAGGCAUUUUAACGUUUACAAACGAAGAGAAGUUGGAAGGAAACUUUAGUGGAGCUUGGAACGAAGGUAUCAAAGUUACUGCGACUCUUCGUAUUAACAAUAAAACAGUGAAUAAAGUUAAAAACACACCCCCCUCGUUUGGUAAAUUAUGCGCGCCAACUGUCCAAAAGUGGGAGCCAAUAUUUCGGCAAUUUUAUCAAGAGCUCAACAUCUCAGAAUUAAAAAACAAUAAUAGUAAGGCGCCUGCUGGCGCGCUAAUGAGCGAAAGUCAAAAACUGUGGCACAACGUCGCAGCGGUUAUUUGUAAAUCUCAGCGCAACGGUCAAAAGCGGCAAUGCUUCAACAGCAACAUUUGCCUCUCGUCGUCGCUGAGCCCAAGUAAAGAAGAUUCUUCCAAGGAAGAUCAAGACUUACUCAAUCGAAUUUUGUACUUCGAGCAAGACCAAUUGAGCAUCGCCACUUACAUGCAAAUACACGCGUACUUGACGCGUGCAUUCGAGAGCCAGCAUCAUCCACUUGGCACGCUACUGAACGAGCUCGCCUCUGUUUACACGGCCACUUACGGAGGUGUGCGAGUUCAUCCGCUUCUGUUAGAACACGCAGUCGACGAGCUGAAAAAGAUUACCAAACGAAUUUAUGAAGCUGUCACGUUAUUUUUUCCAACGCUCCCGAAGGGUGACAUUCAGUUGACUUUAAAACCCGCCGACGAUUCGGAAGAAGAAAAAAUUAUCAGUGCUGAUUCGAUACUUCAUCCAAUAUUGCUACCACGCGUUUAUUCGGCUCUAUUUGUGCUUUAUGCUCUUCACAAUAAAAAAAAUGACGACGCUUACUGGGAGCGUUUAAUCAAAUGGAAUAAACAACCAACCAAUACCCUAUUAGUAUUUUUGGGAGUUGAUGGAAAAUUUUGGCAAAAUUUCGAUACAGAAAGUAAUGAUGUUUUUCUCAAUGAAGCAAUAGAAACAUUGCAACAAUUGAAAACCACUUUUUCAGCUGUUGAAAAAUUAAUGGUCAUCAGAAAUACUCAUUAUCAAAUAGUAGAAUCUGUACAGAAAAGAUUGGAAAACUGCAAAUUGCCAGCUGAUCAAUUAAUUCCUAUAUUUUAUUUCGUCGUUGUUCGAGCUGGUGUACUUCAACUAGGAAGUGAAAUUCAUUUCAUCAAAGAUUUCAUGGAACCUUACUUGGAAUCUGGUGAAAUCGGUUACUGCUUUUCGACCAUUCUGGGUAUCUAUGAUCACAUUUUGCAUGAGAAAAUAUCAAUGGUUGAUUAAGUUUAGACUAAGUUGCCUCUGUCUGGCACAGAGAAAUACAAAAUAAUCAGGAUUUUAUUAAUUUAUAAAUAUCAAACUUAAAACUGUAGGUACAUUAAUAGUAAUAAUAUUAAAUUUUCAUUCUCUGACUUAAUCCUAAAUAUUUGGAUUUAUCCGUUAUUGUUGAAAUAAUUUUAUUUUUUAAAUCCAGUAACACAGCAUUCCAUAAUUAAUUUGUAGAUGUACAAAUAAAUCAAAUUUUUUAAUUCAGAGUGUAUAUUACAAAAUAACCCAUGAUGUUAUGUCUCUCGUACACGAUCUAUCUAGAUAUAUAAUGUUAUGUAUGUGUAUAGAUAUUCAUAGAGAAAUUAUGUUAGAGUCGAACAGACUUUUUUUUUAAUUAUUGUUACUUGAUAAAACCAAAUGUAAAUAUAUUUAAAUAAAAACAAUACAAUUGUUCAUAGCAUCACUCAUUAUGUGAAAUGAAGAAAUAAUAUGUUCUCAAGAUUU
Molecule: messenger RNA, 5576 nt
Organism: Trichogramma pretiosum
Lineage: Eukaryota; Metazoa; Arthropoda; Insecta; Hymenoptera; Trichogrammatidae
Gene: Als2
Product: alsin
Exons: 14
Coding region: 327-5087 (1586 amino acids)
Source: RefSeq, a predicted model, not a curated record